This is a messenger RNA of Aspergillus nidulans FGSC A4, 1308 nucleotides long. Its product is annotated as fumarylacetoacetate hydrolase family protein. Lineage: Eukaryota; Fungi; Ascomycota; Eurotiomycetes; Eurotiales; Aspergillaceae. Gene Ontology annotation, molecular function: fumarylacetoacetase activity; catalytic activity. The coding region runs from base 1 to 1308 and encodes 435 amino acids. Gene Ontology annotation, biological process: L-phenylalanine catabolic process; aromatic amino acid metabolic process. The record is from RefSeq and is a predicted model, not a curated record. The transcript has 3 exons.
AUGACAUCUCCAGCGUAUGCUCACCAUUUCUCCAUCAAGAAUCUCCCUUACGGAGUAGCCUCCUCGCCAACACACGGUCAACAAUGCGCAACCCGGCUCCACAACACCGUCAUCUUCCUCGGCGAUCUCCAGAAUUCCGGCUUCUUUGGCGAUAUUUCUCUGCCGAAUGGAAUCUUCAUGAAUUCCACCCUGAAUGGGUAUGCGGCCCUUCCGAAGUCCGUCCACACAGCGGUCCGCGCAACGCUGCAGUCUGUUUUGGGCGAAUCCGGCCUGAAUGGCCUUCCAGAGAACUCCAAGGCUGAUAUUACGACGGUCAAAUUGCAUCUUCCUGUGGAGAUAUUGGGGUUUACGGAUUUCUCCAAUUCGCUCAACCAUGUCCAGAAUGCCGGACGCGCAAUUCUAAACGACCCUUCUCCCCCACCAGGCUUCUUCCAUUUCCCAAUUGGAUACACAGGGCGUGCGUCGACGGUUGUCGUCUCAGGGACACCAAUAACCCGACCCUGCGGGCACUUCUACGACCGCAGCAAUCCGGUCGCUAGGAAGGUGGUGUAUGGGCCGUCCCGCGCGCUGGACUAUGAGAUGGAACUUGGUGUCGUCGUUGGGAGACCUUUCGGAUGGGGAUCCGCAGAAGGAAUUCCUGCUACUGAUGCAGAGGAGUAUGUUUUUGGGUUCGUAGUGCUUAACGAUUGGAGUGCCCGCGACAUCCAGGGUCUUGAGAUGGUCCCUCUGGGACCGUUGAACGGAAAGGCUUUUGGUACUACAGUCUCGCCCUGGAUUGUCACCACGGACGCUCUGGCUCCGUUCAAGGUAGCAGGUCCAGAACCGAGGGUUGAACUUGAAGAGCACCUGAAGGACGAAAAGGAAGGGAACUUUGAUAUUGUGAUGAAGGUUGAGAUUAUCCACCCACCCGCCGGGCAAAGCACGUCUUCAGCAGCAACGAAUAGCAAUGAGGGUGCUGGUAACAACACUGAAGACAAAUCCGUCUCUCAUAUCGCCACCAGCGCCGCCAAAGAACUCUUCUGGAACCAUCGGCAGAUGAUCGCGCAUCUGACAAGCUGCGGGUCGGAUCUGCGCACUGGGGAUCUACUGGGCACAGGCACAGUGAGUGGGUCUCUGGAAGGCUCGUAUGGGUGUCUUCUUGAGAGUACGAAGGGGGGGAAGCAGGCUGUCACACUGGCCGAUGGGGGCGAGAGGGUAUAUCUACUGGACGGGGAUAUCGUGCGGAUGAGCGCUUUCCUUGGGGAUGAGGCGUCCGGGGUUGGCUUUGGGGAGUGCACUGGGGAGAUUUACCCAGUCAUAUCUUCAUAG